AUGCUCCCUCGUGGCCAACCCGUUCUUGUUGUUCAAAAUCCAAAGAGAGAUCAAGGACGUCGCGCUCAAAUAGCCAACAUCCAGGCAGGGACGGCUGUCGCUGAAAUUGUCCGGACAACUCUUGGCCCGAAGGCGAUGCUGAAGAUGCUCUUGGAUCCCAUGGGUGGGAUCGUAUUGACGAACGAUGGGAAUGCGAUAUUAAGAGAGGUUGAUGUAUCCCACCCUGCUGCUAAGUCGAUUAUUGAAUUGAGUCGAGCACAAGAUGAAGAAACAGGAGACGGGACUACAAGCGUUGUCGUCUUAGCAGGUGAAAUGUUGAGUGUAUCUGAGCCCUUGCUUGAAAGAAAUUUACAUCCAACUCAAAUUGUCAUGGGAUAUUUGCAAGCUCUAGAGGAUUGCAUUGCAAUUAUGAACAGCGUCGCUCUUCAGCUGGAUCUCAAUAACGAUACGCACUUGAUUCAAGUGUUGGAUUCAUGCUUGAACACGAAAUUUUCGUCGCGCUGGGGACAAUUGAUAUCGAAACUCGCGCUCAAUGCUGCGAAAGCUGUUUGUGUUGAACUUCCAAAUGGGAAGAAAGACAUCGAUAUCAAAAAGUUCGCCAAAGUUGAGAAAAUUCCGGGGGGUGAAAUUGAGGACUCGAUCGUUCUGAAGGGUGUUAUGCUCAAUAAAGAUGUUACACAUCCGAAAAUGAGAAGAAAAAUAGUCAAUCCACGGGUUGUUCUUCUGGAUUGUCCUCUCGAAUAUAAGAAGGGAGAGUCCCAAACAGCUGUUGAAAUCAGUAAAGAAGAAGAUUGGGAGAAAAUUUUGCAACAAGAGGAGGAAGAAGUUAAGAAAAUGUGUGAUGAAAUUAUCGCGAUCGGAUGCGAUUUAGUCAUAACCGAGAAGGGAGUGUCUGAUCUGGCUCAACACUUUCUGGUUAAAGCAGGAAUCUCGGUUAUUCGUCGAGUGCGCAAAACCGACAAUAAUCGCUUGUCUCGAGUGACUGGUGCGACAAUCGUAACAAGGACAGAUGAACUCUCGAGUCAUGACGUUGGGACAGACUGUGGAUUAUUUGAAGUCAAGAAGAUUGGUGAUGAAUAUUUCGGAUAUUUUAUCGAGUGUAAGGAUCCCAAAGCUUGUACGAUCGUAUUACGCGGAGGUUCAAAAGAUGUCCUUAAUGAGACGGAAAGAAAUCUUCAAGACGCCCUCAACGUGUCACGAAAUCUUCUUCUCGAAGCCAAAUUACUUCCAGGAGGCGGAGCAAUAGAAAUGGAGCUUGCGGCAAGAUUAACAGAAAAAAGUGCUACAGUGGAGGGUGUCAAACAAUGGCCCUAUAAAGCAGUUGCAGCAGCUCUUGAAGUUAUUCCAAGAACCCUGAUUCAAAACUGUGGAGCUGAUGUUGUCCGGACAAUCACUGAUUUGAGGGCUCGUCAUGCAACUCCGGGAAAUGCGACAAUCGGUGUUGAUGGGAACACUGGCAAGAUAGUAGACGUGACGACACUUGGUAUCUGGGAUACCUACACAGUGAAGCUGCAAAUCAUCAAAACCGCAAUUGAAGCCGCAUCAAUGAUUGUUAGAAUUGACGACGUUCUAUCAGGAAUUACGAAGAAGAAAGGAGAAGAGGAUGGAUCAGGCAAACCGCUCAUACCAGAUGAAUAG
Messenger RNA from Condylostylus longicornis, 1638 nucleotides. RefSeq names its product T-complex protein 1 subunit gamma-like. Gene Ontology annotation, cellular component: chaperonin-containing T-complex. Gene Ontology annotation, molecular function: ATP-dependent protein folding chaperone; ATP binding; ATP hydrolysis activity. The record is from RefSeq and is a predicted model, not a curated record. Lineage: Eukaryota; Metazoa; Arthropoda; Insecta; Diptera; Dolichopodidae. Gene Ontology annotation, biological process: protein folding.